Malania oleifera is the source of this 3348-nucleotide messenger RNA. RefSeq names its product stress response protein nst1-like. The transcript has 4 exons. Bases 368 to 3076 code for a protein of 902 amino acids. NCBI's taxonomy places the organism in Eukaryota, Viridiplantae, Streptophyta, Magnoliopsida, Santalales, Ximeniaceae. The record is from RefSeq and is a predicted model, not a curated record.
AUUUUCUUUCUCCGUCUCUCUUAUCUCUUUAUUCGUUCUCUCUCCCACUGUUUCUUCUCUGGUAAUAACCAACGAACGAACGAACGAAACGAACGAAACAGCGACGACUGCUUCGGCUCGAACCUAUAGCCGACACAUCUCUUUCUCCAUCUCCGUCUCGGCGCCGGCACGAAUCUGGACGAUAUUUCGGUCUCCAUGGCCUCCAAAUCCGUCUGGAGGAUUCUAUUAAUCGUUUGAUCCGGCUAGGGUUAGGGUUUUCGGUUGGGAGUUUGAUUUGCUGAGCUCUGUGCGUGUUCGUGGUUCUAGUCUUGGUUUGUUUUUUGGGGAAUUGGUUCAUACGGGGGAGGUUGGCGUGGGUUAAAGGAUAAUGUGUAUAUUGUGCGUGAUUCAGAAGUGGUCUCGUCGGGUUGCUACCAUGCUUCCAUGGUUAGUGAUUCCACUCAUAGGGCUGUGGGCUUUGUCUCAGCUGUUGCCACCGGCUUUCAGGUUCGAGAUUACAUCGCCCAGGCUGGCUUGUGUCUUUGUGCUCUUGGUGACCCUUUUCUGGUAUGAGAUUUUGAUGCCCCAGCUGUCAGCUUGGCGGGUGCGUAGAAAUGCACGGCUUAGGGAGAGGGAGAGGCUUGAGGCUAUUGAAUUUGAUAAACUUCGGAAGACAGCCACGCGCCGCUGCCGCAACUGUUUGACUCCUUACAGGGAUCAAAACCCAGGUGGAGGUCGGUUUAUGUGUUCAUAUUGUGGGCAUAUUUCAAAGAGGCCAGUUUUGGACUUGCCUGUUCCGCCAGGAAUGCGAAUUACUAAUGCUGGGAUUAUCAAGGAUUUGGUGGGCAAGGGUGGUAAAAUACCAGGUGGGAAGAUGUGGUCUGAUAAUGGUUGGAUAUGUGGGCAAGAUUGGCUGGAGAAUGGGAAUUGGGUUGGUGGCUCUUUUGUGGGUAAAUCUUCUUCCUGGCGGAAGAAUGCAGGUGGAUUUUUUGUUGGCAAUAACCAGUGUUUGGCUGAGAAAUCCUAUUCAGGUGUUGUUUUUUCUGCCUGCAAGCUGUUAACUUCAUUUUUCUUGAGCAUCAGGUGGCUUUGGAGAAAGAUAUUUAGAGUUAGCACAUCUAGGGAUGAUGCUUCAUCUGAUGCUGAACGCAGGGGGAUGUUAGCUAAGAGACCUGAGAAUGGUGUAAAUUUUCACGAGAGUAGAGGGGAGAAGGCUCGCCGAAAAGCUGAGGAGAAGAGACAGGCUAGGAUAGAGAAGGAGCUUUUGGAGGAGGAAGAGAGAAAACAGAGGGAGGAGGUUGCAAGGUUGGUGGAAGAACGCCGGAGACUCAGAGAUGCAAAGUUGGAGGCUGAAAAAGAUCGUAGUAAAGGAUCUGCUCAUGCCAAGGAGAAAGAUAAUAGGAAGGAAGCAGAGAAGAAGCGCCAGGAAAGAAAGAAGGAAAAGGACAAGGGGUCUAGUAAGAGCAACUCUGAUGCAGAAGAACUUGAAAAAAAAGCAUGUAAGGAAAGUGAGAAGAAACGCGAGUUUGAAAGAAAGAGUGAGAUUGAUCGACAAGAAAAUCAGAGAAUUGGGACAGAAAAUGUCAAGGGCCAUGGCACCGAAACGGGGCAUGGGUCAAAGAGUAUCACUACAAACAGUUAUAACAGGGGAAAUGCUGGAACUAGGUAUCUAGAUCGUAUGAGGGGUACUUUUUUAUCUCCUUCUAAAGCAUUUAGUGGAGGGAGUUUCUUUGGAAAGGGUGCUAGUACUGCUGCUACUGUUUUGAAAGAAAGCAAGGCUAAUGGUUUUAUAGAUCAUGUCCAAGCUUCUGCCAAUAGGAGAGAUUUGUGUCCACCCGACCGUGUAGCUGGGAAAUUAAAUAUGAAUGGAGAUGAUAAAAAUAUCCCUCGUCCUGUGCUGUCAGAACCACAGCCAAUAACGGCACCUAGAAAGUCAUGGCAGCAAUUAUUUCGGUCAUCAGCUGUUGCCCCAUCCUCUAACGUGAAUGUCAUAAGCAGACCAAAUGUUAAGUUCCAAGCAGAAGUUCAAAGCCCACAGUUAGGGGGCCAACCAUCAUUAACACAAUCAUAUGAUAAUCCUAUCAAUUUUGGGUUGCCGUCACCAUUUACUCUUCCAACCUUUCCAAGUGGGUCAUCUAGUAGUACUGCAGGGUUUCCUUCUGCAGCUGACUCCAUCUUUCCUCGUGUUGGAGAAGCACCUUGCAAUUUUUUACCAGAAGACCCAGACAUUUUUGAAGACCCAUGUUAUGAUCCAGAUCCUGUGUCAUUGCUUGGGCCUGUUUCAGAGUCACUAGAUAAUUUUCAGUUGGACUUGGGAGCUGGUUUUGUAAGAGACAUUGGAUUUGAAAGGCCUCAUGCUCUAAAGAAUAUAGCUGCUUCUUCUGAAGCGAACAGGCCUUCGCCAAUUGAGUCGCCAAUAUCACGAUUGCGAGCUUCUGAUGAAAGGCAAGCUCAUUCUAAUCGGUUCCAAAAUACCCCAAAGUCCCAGCAUGUGCACCCUUUCUCUAUGGAUGAUUCAUGCAAUGGAAAUGACAAGGGAACGUGGCAGAUGUGGAAUACCUCUCCUCUUGGUCAGGAUGGUCUUGGUUUGGUUAGUGGAACAGCCAGCUGGCUUUUAUCCCCUCCCCCAGAAUCGAACAGAUCAAACAAGGAAGAUAUUGUGCAUUCUCAAUCUCAUAAAACCAUGGCAUCACUGUUUGCAAAGGAGGACCAAGUCCUUCCUGGCUCACAUUCUCCUCAGAAUAUUUUUCUUAGCAAUGGCCAAAACAAUGGGAUGUUUAGUCCUGUUACUGGUUCAAGUGAUCAUGAUCCAUGGUUGCAGAAUACUUUCUUUCAGCCUCUGUCAGGUGGUGAAAACCCUUUCUCUCUCAAUCCUCAGGAGGAAACUGCUCAGAAUGAAGUGGUUUAUGGGAGUCCGAGUGGAUCAGUGGCAAGCCAUCCUUUUGACCUUUCUCCAGGCAAUUGUUGGUCCAACAGAAAGGAGUGGGCAGUGCAAGGUUCAGGGGAAGGAGCAGUUGGGAACUCAUCUGUUACAAGGCCCCAUAUUGGUGGCUUAUAUUCCACCCCAGAUGUACAGUCACUUUGGUCAUAUGAUUGAAAAAAAGAGUUACAAAGUGGCAAGAGAGACUUAUGAGGGACUUAAAAUUACACUUGUUCUCAAAAAGAGGCAGAAAAAAAAAAAAAAAAAAAAAAUCCACCACCAUCCCCACCGCGCAGAGGAGCCGUUAGAAAAAUAUUGAAUGCAUUGUAUCUUCCUUCUCUUCUUCUUUGAAGGGAGAUUGAUGUUUGGUUGCAUGGAUAGAAAGUACACCAGUGGCAUGCAAUGCACCUACUGCAUAAGGUAAAUGGCUAGGUUUCGCGAGUUAUAUA